UAUGAUUACUGUAGACUAUAUUCUGUGUAACUGACAGUGUGCUUUUUAUGUCCAAAAAUCUGCUACUGUACAAAAUGAUAUUAAGUAUAUUCUCAGCUGUCUUAUAGGCAUUCCCCUCUUCUUCCUUUACUAGUUCAGUCUCUACAGCACGUCUACAAGCCUUCAAGAUACUGAGCGAACAGUUUAUACUCCUUCACAGCCGUGAAACUGAGUUUCCUAUUAUGGCAAAUUUUCAAAUCAGGAUUCUUCAUCUGGAUCUCUGUGUCGUCAUUAUUCUCCUGACUUACACAGAUUAUUCCAAAUCCAAUCAAGAGCAAAGGAUUCGGCAGCACAUCAACAAAACAUUGUUUGUGGGGGAAACAGUUACACUUCACUGCAACAAAAUCCCAUUUGAUGAAGAUUUAACAUGGAAAAUGAACAACUCUGUUAUUUUUAGUCAUGACUCGAACACUAACAAAACUCUGACAAACUUCAGCUCAAACAGGAUUCACAUCAACCCAGCAGUUCCAAGAGAAUUAAAAAUACAUCAAAUACAAGCAUCUGAUGCAGGAAACUACACCUGUUUUCCAGCAGCAAUAAGAUGGACAUUAACAAUAACAGAAAACAGACCAGCGUCACCCAAACAAAUGCCACUCUUCAUCAUCAUCAUCAUCAUCUCAUGUUCUGGAUUCAUUAUGAUCUUUCUGAUAAUCACCAUCAGCUUCUGCAUUCACAGGAAAAUGAGGCAGAAGAUCAGCUCUGGUUCAGAUAGGGAGGAUGUGAAGAUGAUCUCUCACUGUGACAAACACACAAUAACAACCUGUGUCUACAGUCUUCAUACAAUUUCAUGAACAUGAUCUUUCCUCCUCAAGACACCACCCAGAUAGUAUGGUGACAUUGAUACAAUGUUGAGUUUUGAUCCAAACCAUCAUUUUGGUUGAGAAUGGCGUUUCAAUGUUUGAUGUAUGUUGGAUCAGCAUUGAAAUUUUGAUGAAAGUUGAUAGCACACAUGGGUGAAGAUAUUGAAUGACAAUAAUGAAUGACAUUGAGCUAACAGUGAUAUGUAGUUGAUGACCACAAGAUCCUGUAGGCAUGUAUCUGUGCUGUUGCCUGUUGCAUAAAGUCGGUUUCAGUUUCUACCUAGGCAAGUUCAAGAUUAGUUUGAGCAAACUCUGUUUUUUUCUGGCUCAUGAAGGUGGAUUGGUUUUAGCGGGGUUCAUUGCUAUGGUAACUUACGCUACAUGGCUAACCUGCUCCGGAGCAGGUUUUGUUCUGGGUUAGAGAUCGCAAACCCAUACUGGACCAAUCAACUAUGAGUAAAGUGACCUGUAUCUGAUGCAAUAAAGCCACUCCCUAUGUAUCUAGCUCCAAAUUAAAUCAGUUUAUAGUGAAAACAUUUUAGCUGCUAACUUUUGCUAAUAUAUUCAUAUAAUUAUUAUUUUAAUUGACAGUAUUAAACAUUGCUUUUAAAUUUAAAUAUAAUAUAUGCAUUAAAGGUUUAAAACAGGUUCAGCUUACAAGUGUUCUUUUGAGUCUUUGAGAAACUAUAUAAAUUUUAAGGCCUAUUCACGAGUUCGUUUCCUCAUAAAAUCUUUAAGCUAAUAAGGUUAAGCGUAUUUGGCUUGCUGUCCGCUGUGGAGGGGCUCGAGGAAGCAGCUUCAACUCGAGCUUGGAUAUACCCCCCAGGGACUACUAUUGCAUGAAAGAGGAGUACGAUAGAUGAGAUGCUUAAUUUAUGUGGCGGAGUUGGGGAGGUGGAGGGAUAUCGAAACAACUGAUGCCAGAGCAGGGUGAGUAGCUGCUUAUAUGCUCUGGAUGUAAUUGUAAGAUUAGGGUUCCCUCCUCUUGAGAUUAUUUUUGAGUUUCACUAAUUUAAAGAUUAGAUGGGUUCACUCCUCCCGAAAUUACGUUGUGAACUUCACUUUGUUUGAUUCACAUGCAUUGAUAUAGUCAGAUUUUUUUCUUUUAGCUGUCUUCUCAAAUUUUCACUGCAGCAGUAGUGUUUAUUCCUACUUUGUAAAUGCAAAUGUUUAAUGUCAUGAUAUUUUUCAUAACGAUCUAAUCUUCAGAAGAAAAGUGAAUUGCGCGGUUCUCUUGCGAGAAGUUCAUCAAACGGACGCUCUCCGUGAUUGGCAGUUUGCUGCACUCUGAAACUCAGAGUUUGUUCACCUAGCUUCAUGCAGCAGGCCUCAGAACAGUAUUGGGUGUUUCUCAAUCAGUGGGGCAUGUCAGUUCAUUUUCAAUUGCUUUAUCUGAUUUGCUCUAAUCCACUGGGGGCUUAGUUUAGGGGUGGGCCCUCAUGAUUUUAGCAAGUCUAGAAAAUGGUUGAAAAACACCAAUUAUAAUUUGAAAAUGGGCACUGAUUGGUAAUCACCCAUUUUGGUUCUGCAUGUGCACUUCUCAGUAUAAUCUAAUCAACUAUAUAAAUAUAAAUUGUAUUAAAGUGUUUGAAUAAACCAUACAUUUUUCUAAA
This is a messenger RNA of Megalobrama amblycephala (Wuchang bream), 2452 nucleotides long. RefSeq lists its product as uncharacterized. The record is from RefSeq and is a predicted model, not a curated record. The transcript has 6 exons. NCBI's taxonomy places the organism in Eukaryota, Metazoa, Chordata, Actinopteri, Cypriniformes, Xenocyprididae. Bases 222 to 830 code for a protein of 202 amino acids.